UUAUGGCCGAAGAGGUGAAACCAACACCUGUAAUUACACGGGAAAUGGUUUUUAUAUUACCAAGCGUAAAAGCUGAUCGAAUAACGAUGCCAGAUGUCCAAGAAUGUCUCUUGGAGGAUAGUCCAAAAUUUAGAAAAGCGCCGCCUAAGGCUACUGAAGGAGCAGGGCCAGAUGCAUCCGAGGCCGAGGCACCAACAUCCGAGGGAGCACCACCCGAGGGAGAGGCCUCAGCGACAAAAGACAGUUCAGAGAAGUCCCAAACAGAAUCUGGGACAGAACCGGGAUCCGGAGGAGAUGCUGAUUCCUUGCAGAUGACUUGCGAAGUAAAGUACGUGUGGAAUGCUCCCUGCAUGAUGGUUAUUUUCGAUGAAGGAGAUCUGAACAGCGCCCUCUACUAUCUGAUGGAAUCUUUGCAAGACCCGUUCGCCCUGGACGCAGUGGCGGUUCUAUUGGUUCAAGAGAGUCUCCUGGAGGAGCUCACUGGGCGUGUGGUUUCAUUGAUGCGACCACUGGACUUCCGAGUAGCCAACCAUCCCUGCUACAAGCGCACCCUGCUCAAGAUCGCCGAGCUGAAACCAAAAGUAAUCGUGGGAUCUCCGGCAUUUGUUCUUCCCGAUGCCACGCCCAUGCUGGUCAGGGAUAUUCCCCACAAGUACCUGGGGGAGGGACCCACCGGCAUUAUAACCAUGCACGUCUUCCGGACGCCCUUGGAGGCCACGAAAGUGUAUCGCAAGGAGAGCCCUUCGCUGCCCAUCGCUUCUGUGAGCAUUUGGAACGAACGGGUCUCGUGCGUGUACGAUGUCCUGGCCCUGAUGAACGUCGACACCUUCAAGAUCAACUGCUUCAACGUUAGUAUGGAGCCAGUGAAGAAGAACUUUGAGAUGCGACGAUAUACUGCCCAGAUGCAUCAUGGUUACCACUACGAGACUUGCCUGGUGAAUGGCCAGCGAAAAAUUAUCAUCUUUCCAUGCGGCACUAUUUAUGCAAAUUGAUUGUAGAGAUCCAUAAUAAAGAACCACUUGAUCUAU
This is a messenger RNA of Drosophila bipectinata, 1028 nucleotides long. RefSeq lists its product as uncharacterized. Lineage: Eukaryota; Metazoa; Arthropoda; Insecta; Diptera; Drosophilidae. The record is from RefSeq and is a predicted model, not a curated record.